CCGAGUGGCGGCGGCGGCGGCGGCGGGCGGCCGAGUGGCGGGAUGGCGGGCGCCGCGAGCGAGUCGCGCUUCGCGGGGCUGUCCCUAAUGCAGCUGCACGAACUGCUGGAGGACGACGAGCAGCUCGGCGACAUGGUGCGGGGGAUGGAGGAGACACAGACUGUUCAGCUUAACAAAGAGAUGACGCUGGCUAGCAACCGGAGCCUGGCGGAGGAAAACCUUUUGUACCAGCCCCAACUGGAUGCUCGGAAAGCUCGCCUGACCCAAAAAUACCAGGAACUCCAGGUUCUCUUUGAGGCCUAUCAGAUAAAGAAGACCAAGCUAGAUAAACAGUCAAACAGUGCUUCCUUGGAGACUCUGUUAGCGCUUCUUCAAGCAGAAGGGGCCAAGAUUGAGGAAGACACUGAGAACAUGGCAGAGAAGUUUCUGGAUGGAGAGCUUCCUCUAGAUGCCUUCAUUGAUGUCUACCAGAGCAAGCGGAAGCUGGCACACGUGCGACGUGUGAAAGUAGAGAAACUCCAGGAGCUGGUGCUGAAGGGACAGAGGCUCCCACAAGCCGGGGCCCCAGUGCCACCCAGGGUGCCUGAGCCAUUAACUGCCACUCCCCUGGCCUACCCCUCUCUGGAGGCCACUGGGCUCCCUUCUGUUGUGCCUCGGCGCAUCCCCCCACCUCCACCUCCAGCGCCUGCAGGACACGUAGCCACCCCGUUCACGGCUGCCAUGGGCUCAGGACAGGCUUCUCCAUACCCAGGAUUACAGUGCCCACCUCUGCCCCCCAGGGUGGGCCUCCCGCCUCAGCAAGGAUUCUCUGCACAGUUGGUGUCACCAUACCCGCCAGCCCUGCCCCAGAGACCCCCUCCACGGCUGGCCCCGCACCAGCCAGGCUUCAUCCUCCAGUGAGCUCCGGCGCCCAUUCUUCCUGCGAGACACUCUCUGCCUGCCGUGCCAAGCUCUGCAAACGGAGGCUGUGGAGUCUAGCAUCUAGGCCAACGGCCUGGGUGCCCUGGGCCAGUGUGUCCAUCUGAUUUUAGAACUGUAGGUCCAUGGUGAGUAAUAGAGAGCGAGUUUUGUGGACCAAGGAAGCUCUGUUCCUGCCAGGCCAAAGUCUGGCACACCUGCUAUCCCAUCAUUCUGUAUUCUGGGUGUGAUUUCUAUGUAUCUAGUGUUGAUGGACUUGUGCAUUUGGGAAGAUAACCUCCCCCCUUCCAAUUCAGAAUCACAGCUCUCACGUUGCAGCUUUAUUUAAAAAGCAUGGUUAAUUAUAUGUUUUCAAGUCUUGGUCCACCAGCUCCUGUGGCGCUAAUAAAGGCUGGUUUAUACUGGCCAGCCAGGAACACACACCCAUAGCCAGGCCUCGCUGCUGGGCAGCUGUGCUGUUGAUCCGGUCUGUGCUGGACAGGUCAUUACACCCCUCCCUCCCUCCCGACAGACUGGAUCUCUCGGUUCAAAACCGUGAGCAGAGUUUGUAGUUGGCUGCUGUGCAGAGGCCGGAGAGCUGCGGCUCUGGGUGUGAGGCCGGGGUCCCCACCCUCCCCUCAAGCCUCAUGACGGUUUCUGUGAAAGAAAUAAUACUCAGUGUUUUUACUACACUUGUAAUUUUCCUGUUUUAUAUUUGAAAACUUUUUUGAUGCUCUCAAGACCAUUCAGGGAAACUUUUUUAAAAAUGCAGAUACUGUUUCCGAGCUGGUUAAAAAUGCAGAUUUAUUGAGUGCUGCUUCCUGUCAGGCGAGCAGUGCAUGGUCACAUCCGUCAGCGCCCCUGCUGUGCCUUAGCUCCCUUCACUUGGUGCCAGGACUCAGCUGCCUGCAGUAUGCCAGCCAUGGCUGCCCUGUGGGGCCCACGGCCAGGCAGGCCCCUUGCACUGUCAGAGGAGGCCCAUCCCCUUCAACCCGGGCACUCUGGGGCAGUGUUCUGUGCCAUCGUGGACAGCGCUGAGGGAUUUGGGGAGACCCCUCGCAGGGUUGGCAACAGCGGCUCCUUCCUCUCUGGGAUCUCAUCUUCAGGUGCCACAUGCGCAGUUCCCAGGGCAGGUGGGAGAGGGUGGCACCCACACCUGUUCCAGAAAAGGGCUGUGUGCCUGUCAGUGGAACCUAGAGCCCUUCUUACCCUGCCAGCUGGCUGCAAGCCAAGGUGACAGUCAGGGCAGAGCUGAUUAGAGAGCCUGUCCCUGGCAGGGCCACCAGCCUUUGUCCCCAAGUCAUGGACUUGGACUCUACCCCACGGGACUAUUCUGUAAACUGACAGAGCUGUAUGUGCCACCUUAAUACCUCUGCCACCAGCUGCCAUCAGGAACUCCCACUGCCCAGGCACGGGCUGCAGCCAAUGGGAGCUCCAGGUGGAUGUGGUGAAGGGGCCGCCAGGCUGACCUUGCCAUCACUGCCCAGGGCCCUCUCUGGCACCAGGGUUGUAAAGCUGUAGAACUUUAAUAAAUUGAAUUAUUAAUUUCAA
Molecule: messenger RNA, 2448 nt
Organism: Mesocricetus auratus (golden hamster)
Lineage: Eukaryota; Metazoa; Chordata; Mammalia; Rodentia; Cricetidae
Gene: Vps37b
Product: VPS37B subunit of ESCRT-I
Exons: 4
Coding region: 43-900 (285 amino acids)
Biological process (GO): ubiquitin-dependent protein catabolic process via the multivesicular body sorting pathway; protein targeting to vacuole; protein targeting to membrane
Cellular component (GO): ESCRT I complex
Source: RefSeq, a predicted model, not a curated record